CCCACCGGAAUCCAGCCGUACUGUGAACACAGAUCAGGUUUCAGAGGAUGCACCCGUGCAGAUGAAGAGUGAAGCAGCCAGCCCAGAGAUGAAGCACUGUGCACUGUGACAUUUUUUGCUGUUUUCACCACUGGAGGAUGGCUGCCAGAGUCUGUGAAAAUGGUUCUGGUCAGCACCACUGCACCCACGCCAGCCAACCUCUUGAAAUCAGCUACACCUUGGUCCUCAUUAUGCUUGGAAAAGUUUGCCUUGAUUUCUUCAUGUUGCAAAUUAAGCCAAAGCCUGUGAAAGUCAGUUUUAUGGGAUACUUUUGCAUUUCAGUGGCACUUCUCGAUUUCACAGUGCUGCUGAGUAUCUGUUUCAUUUUCUGUUUUGAGGAUUUUGCACUCUGGGGUGUGCGAUUCACAGAGUACCACAUCUGCCUCUUCACUCAGAUCACCUCUCUGACCUAUGGGAUUUUGCCUUACCCAGUGUAUCUUGUGGCUGCUCUGGAUUAUUACACCACAGUGUCCCACACAUCCCAAUUCCCUACGAGAGCUCGGAAGUUACUUUACGUAUUUGCUGUGGCAGUUCUAUGGAUUUCCGCGGUUUUCUGCACUCUCCAAGUUCCUGCUGUCUCUGAAGGUCUGGAAAUGCACAACAGAGUUUCCCCUUUCCAGUGCCCUCUGUCUGGCAGCCUGCAGAGCUACUCGGUGUCGUGGGCCAUGGUGCUGCUGCUGGGCACGGCUCUCCUGGCUCGCUGGAAGGAGGUGACAACGAUGCUGCUGUCUGCCAGGCUCCGCUCCUUUUCCAGCCAGCCCGUGCUGAUAUUCCCCUACGUGCCUAACAACAACAACACUUGCUCUAAGUGGCAGCUCCUGAGCAGGCUCCUCCUGUGUUUCCUUGGCACUUGGGCACCGUUUGUUGUUCUCCAGGUCGUGGUUCUGCUCCUGGGUGUGCAGAUCCCAGCCUACGUGGAGAUGAACGUGCCCUGGCUGUACUUCAUCAACAGCUUUCUCCUGGCUGCAGCCUACUGGUGUCGGUGGCACGACGUGGAGCUGACAGAGGAGGGGUGGUGCACAGACCCCUUUGUCAGCUGGAAAUUCUGCUUUAUGCCCUUCAACAAUGAAAGCACAGAGCCAGCUGAUAAGCCAGGCACAGUAAUUGUCAUCUGUUAACGAGCUGCCCACUGAAAAGGCUGCA
This is a messenger RNA of Catharus ustulatus (Swainson's thrush), 1182 nucleotides long. It is a transcript of the gene GPR160, whose product is annotated as G protein-coupled receptor 160. Gene Ontology annotation, cellular component: signaling receptor complex; plasma membrane. Lineage: Eukaryota; Metazoa; Chordata; Aves; Passeriformes; Turdidae. The coding region runs from base 138 to 1157 and encodes 339 amino acids. The record is from RefSeq and is a predicted model, not a curated record. The transcript is spliced from 2 exons.